This is a messenger RNA of Dothidotthia symphoricarpi CBS 119687, 1323 nucleotides long. RefSeq lists its product as uncharacterized. The transcript has 3 exons. The record is from RefSeq and is a predicted model, not a curated record. The coding region runs from base 1 to 1257 and encodes 418 amino acids. Lineage: Eukaryota; Fungi; Ascomycota; Dothideomycetes; Pleosporales; Dothidotthiaceae.
AUGGCCGCAAACAAUGAGUUCUCAUUGAUUCCUCGAGAUAAUGAGAGUACCAAGGACACAAGCCCAAGUCGACCAGAAAGUCAAACCGGCUUCGAAACGAGGCACCUAGACACAACAAAGCCAAGCGAUGCCCAAGCGGCACGAAAAGACAGCCAUGUUUCGAUUCCAGACCAUCUGGUGUCCUCAUCAUCGUGCACAGCUGGGCUGAAUGCGAUGCGACAGCAGUCUCAUAGGCGUCCGACGGAUGAGCUAAAAGAGGCCAUUGAAUCCAAGGGCGAAGCGAUGAGGAAGAAAGCCCUGGAGAUUGCUGCUGGGUCAGAGCCUGAAAGCAGUAUGAGGAGUGGGAAGAGCGUUGAGAGCCUGCCGUGGAUUACUCCUUCUUUCUCGCCUGUUGGUGCGGCUUCCGUUUCUGAUGGGAGGGCAGUCGUUGGUAGUGACGACGCUCUGUCUACAGCACCCCUGAGCGAUACUGCAGGACUGAAGGGGUAUGCUGAUCGGGAGAAGAAAGCAGAGGCCAACGUUUUUACGAUGUUGCGGGGAAGAAAGAUUCCCGAAUCCUCUCCAAGUUCAACGGAUGACGAGCCAGCGACUACAGUCGCGAUCCAUGGAGACGAAGGUCUGGUAUACCCCGACCAAAGCACGAUUACACGGAAAUGGCCCAAACCUCCCAAACGAGCGGUAAUUAGGGAUGCGAACGGCUCCGCUUUCCACGAGCACAUGAACGUCGAGCACCCGUUCGUGGUCCCAUCCGACGCUGCAGCACAUAUGGCAGAACCCAGACAGAGACAGGAGGUUACAAAACCUGGCCCCGAGUAUGCACUAGUAGCCAGUAUGCCAAACUCUCCCGUGUCGGAGGAUGCAAGAGAACGAGAACCCCCAUUCGGCUUACGGUGGGUGACGAGCAAGGUGGGCUCUUGUAUGCUGCAAGGCCUGUUCUGUUCCUCCGUGGGUCAUGGCGGACGUAUACUGGGCGGCCUAAGUUCCACGUCUGUCGUGCGCUGUGUGUGGCUCGACGUGCGGUGCGGUAGAUGGAGAAGGUAUUCUGGGGUGGGCCGCAAGGAGAUGGUCACUGAUCGAGGAGAGCGCGAGACACUUACUGGCAGAUACCAGACUGCGGCGAAUAUGAGCGGAGCAGUCAGAUGCAAGCUUGAGUACCUCCGGGAAGGGUACGGAGCAAGUGCACCUUCGGGCUUGAUUGCACCAAGAGCAUGCCAGUAUAUCACAUCUUGCUCUGUCACCUCCUGUACCUCCACAUAGCCAGGCUUUAUCACGGGCAGCCACAUUGUCAGGCAGGCUUUCCGAUAAGCAGCAGCUCAAUCUCGC